AUGACGUUCGCUCUCAAGCAUUCAAGCUUGUUUGACAACUUGCUUGUCAAGUCUCUCUCUCUAAUAGCAUUAUUGCUUGAAAGAAGAUUACGUUGUGGAAUUUUAGAAAAUGGCAGGGAAGGUCACGUAGAAGAUGAAUUUCCUGAAGUUAAAGUAGACUUUCAGGAGACAUUUUUGGGCCACACAAGUCCAAUCAGCCGAUGCCGCUUUUCUGCAUCUGGGAACAAUAUAGCCAGUGCUUCUCUGGAUGGCACAGUAAGGAUAUGGACGUAUGACUCUUCAACUCCAGCAUCAAGAAAUGCAACAAUUUAUUGUGGGGCAGAGAUCAUGUCACUUGACUGGGAGUCUAAGUCUGACCGCUUGCUUCUCAUAGGCACUGCUGAUGGAGGCAUUAAAGCAUGGAAUGUUGAUGCAAAGAGGGUUGUCUGUGAUCUGAGCACAACUGAAGCAUUUCCGAGUGUCUUGGAUCUGAAGUGCAGCCCUGUAGAGCCAAUUUUUGUUUCUGCGGCAGCAUCCAGAGGGCACGGCUCAAGUUAUAUUGACAAAUUGGGGUUUGCUUCGUUAACCGUAUGGAACAUGAAAAUGUGGAAGGCUGUGACAGUCCUUCCACUUGGUAAAGAUCCACCUGCAAUUACUUCCCUAUGCUUCAAUCACAAUGGGAAGAUUUUAGCAGCUUCUGCAACCGAUGGAAUGAUUCACAUGUUUGACAUGGCUGCUGGUUUGCAAAUUACUGGGUGGCCUGCACAUGAUUCUGCUAUAAACUCUAUUCUUUUUGGGCCUGAUGAGACAAGCAUUUUUAGCUUGGGUUCAGAUGGAAAGAUUUUCGAAUGGAGCUUGCAAAAUCAAGGUCACGUCCUUUGGUCAAGAAACUGUAGUAGGUUUUGUGACCCUGAGAGCUCAAAAAUUUGCAGACAUGAAAUGGCUUUAGAUGCUAACGGGAGGAGACUAUUGGUGACAUCUGGUUUAGUAAGAGCACCCAUAUUUCAGAGUUACAAAAGUAGACUUGAAGCCAUGCCGGUCAUUUUGGUGGUCUGGAACAUCCCUGGCAGGAAAAUCCCUGCCUGUCAGGUUAAUGUAGAUACAGGUGGUGCUCCUGUUCUAAUCGUAGUUAUUGUUGUAUUGAGUCUUCAGGUUCGUGGUCAUAGAAAUGGGUUGAGAACUCUUCCACAGAGUGCUGCUAUAACAACUGUUGAUUGGCAUCCUACUUUGCCCAUUUUCGUGACUGGAUCAGCUGAUAACUCGGUUCGAGUAACGUCUAUUUUAUAA
Molecule: messenger RNA, 1266 nt
Organism: Corylus avellana
Lineage: Eukaryota; Viridiplantae; Streptophyta; Magnoliopsida; Fagales; Betulaceae
Source: RefSeq, a predicted model, not a curated record